GGGGGGGGGGGUGGUGGGGGUGUUUGUUAUUGAGGAGUGAUUAUUAUGGAAAAAUAGAGAAAAAGAAAAAAAAAAGAGCAAGAAAAAGAAAAAAAGGAGAAAAAAAAAAAAAAAAAAAAAAAAAAAAAAAAAAAAAAAAAAGAAAAAUUUUUUUUUUUUUUUUUUUUUUUUUAAUCAUAAAAAACAAGAAAAAUGCAGCUGUGCACUAUUUUAUACUAUAAUCAUCGACUAAAAGAAAGAGAAAAAAAAACAAGUCAAUUGCUCGUUUGGCAACAGUUUGUAAAAAGUUAAAAUUUUAAUUCUUCUUAUUACCUUUUUUAUACUAGUAAGUAAAAUCAUAUGAUUAAAUCUUAACAAAAAAAAGAAAAACAAAUUUAUUCAUUUCUUUUCCAUUUAUUAUUGAGUUUAACAAUUUAUUUUUCUCAUUUUUAUUUUUUUUUCGUUUAAUUAUGUCACAAAAAUCGAGUGUAUUUGAAAAUUCUUAUAAAAACUUCUUUUUUUGAAUACGAUAAAAGAAUAUUUUUUGUUCCAAUUAAAAGGAGUAAACCAUUUAACGAUGUUCGAUUUGUAGACUCUCGAUAGUAUUAUUGAUGUAUAACACGUUGAUCUUCACUUUUAGUGCAUAUAAUUUCAUUUUUUUUUUUUUUUUUUUAUCAUAAUAUGUAAAAUAUAAUAAUAAUCAAAUCAAAAAAAGAUGCAUCUAUUCGAUGUCCCAUAUUGUACUAAAUAGUAAAUUAACCUAUUUUUUUUUCUCUUCUUCUUUCAAACAUAACAAGUCGUAUGUAUAUGUUAACCGUUCUCUUUUUGUUUUUUUUCUUCUCUUCCGUUUUUUUAUUUUGUCCUAUUCUUCUCUUGUCGAUAAAUCAUGUAUCUUUUUAAUAGUAUAAUCAUAUAUAUAUAUAUAUAUCUUCACAAACAUGUGAUUAUAGAAAAGAAAGAAAAAAAAUAAGUUUAGAUGACCAACUUAGUGUAUUCUAUGACAGCAUCAAGUUUUGUUAACCUUUAAAACAUAUGAGUGUGUGUAUGAUGUUCAACGUCAAUGAAAAAAGAAAAAAACAACAACAAAAACUUCCGGAGAUAUCUGUCUCAUAAAAAGCAUAUCUUUGGGAAAUCUUCUUUGAAAUUGAAACUUCUUUCUUGUACUUAAUUACAAAAACAAAACAACAGUAAAAUAUCUCACUACUUUAGAGGUAUUUUUACGGAAUAAUGUCUCUUAUAUAUUUUCUUUUAUUUAAUUGAAGUAGUAGAAAAAAAAAAGAAGAAAAGCUUGACAAACUAACCACGUAAUUAAGACACGAAAAAAAACAAAAAAAUCUUCUCAUCCUAGUUUUCUUUUUCUUUUCCCCUUGAUUUGUCUCAUUGGAAAAUCCUGUUGUUUUUCUUCUUUUUUUUUUCUCUCUUUUUUCUUUCUAAUUUUUCAACAUUUUUUUUAUUUAUUAAACUGUCGCGUUUAUUAUAAUUAAUUUUUUAUUUUUUUUUUUUUUUUUUUUUUUUUUUUUUUUUUUUGUCUGACAAAGAGUGUUUUUGUGUAAUCAAAAAUAAAAAAUAUAUUUAAACUUGUUAAUUCUUAGCUGUAGAGAAAUAAGAGGAGGAUGUACGUGUCUAUGUGCGUGUGUGUGUAUGUGUGUGUGGCUAAUGCUAGGAAUAAGAAGACAUAUGAACUUAGUUUACUUGUUUAAUAGACUUUAAAAAAAUAGUAAGUUCAAAAUAGACGCGUAUUUUUCAUUUGUUAAUGUGUUUUCUUUGAAACACAUUUUUUUAUUCGAUAGAAUUCUUAUGUUUGUUUUUUUUUCAUUUUUAUAUUUUAGUGUCGGAUUCAUGUCAACUUAAAUGUGUGCCCGAUGAUAUUGUCAACAGUGAAUCUACAACUAAUUCAAAUGUUAAUAAUUUAGAUUAUCGAUGUCAUUCUUGCAGUAAAAAUUUUAAAGAUAUUGAACAGUUAUGUGAACAUUUUAAAGAAUCAAAUCAUUUAGAUUUUAUUGAUUCAAGUUCAAUAUUAUGUUGGAAAAAAGGUUGUAAUCAAUAUUUUUCAUCAUUACCCAUAUUAAGUAUUCAUUUUCGUGAAAUUCAUUCAUCAUUACUUAAAAAUAAAUCAUUAUUAGAUGAUUUAUUUUCUACAACACGUAUAUCACCGUUAUCAUCUAUUUCUUCAUCAUCUCUAACAAGUCCAUCUUUAACACAAUCGAUUGUUCCUCUACUUGAACAUCAACAACAAUUAUCACUUGAAAACGAAACAUUAAAAUUAAAAGAAAAUUCACCACAAAUUCUACCGUAUUAUAUAUCGACAACAUCAAAUUUACCAAAUGAUCUUAAACAAAUACACGAACAUCAGUCAAAUCAAUCUAAACAGCAGCAACAGCACACAUCCGACAUCCCAUUAACAUUAUCAACACCUAUUAUUGAUGAAAAUAAAUAUUCUUCAACGUGUAUAAAAUGUUCAAAACGUUUUUCUCGUAAAUCUGAUUUUGAUAUGCAUAUGAAAUUAUGUAAUGAACAAUCAUCUACUAGUAAAUCUCGUAAAUUAAAACCAUCAUCAAAACAUCAAAAAUCACGUCAACCUGAACAACAAAAUACUCUUUUAUCAACGGGCGAUAGUUUUAUUUCUCUAACUGGUAAUAAGUGUGAUUUAUGUGAUAUCGAUCUAUCAUCGUCUACAGAUUUAAAUACUCAUGCACAAUCGUUAUUACAUCAAACAAAUUUACGUGAUUAUUUUACAUCGACUCUACUAUCAUCGAUAACAGCCACUGCAGCUCAUACAAACACAUAUUGUAUGCCUGAAUUUGCUCAACAGUGGUUAAAAUAUUUUACAGAUACGAACGGUGGAAAUUCUUCUAGUACGAAUGAUUCAUUAUAUGAUCCAUUAAAAUUGUGGCCAUCUUCAAAUUUAAUCUCGUUUGAUACAUCAUCAGAUACAACAACAACCACUACCCCAUUACUCGAUUUAUCAACUAAAAAACAAGUUCAACAGUAUAAACCAUCUACUCUAACAUCACAAUCGACUGCAUCAAUCGGUUCUACCUUCAGUAUUCUAACAGCACAUUCUAACACAACUACAUCGACAACGGCAUUAGCAUCAAAUAACAAUUAUAACAAUCGUGAUACUUUGCCACCUACUCCUUCCACUCCAUCAUCACCAAUUCCAUCGUUAUCUACUUCUACCUCAUCUCUAACAAAAUCACUUUCAGCAACUAGUAAUUUAAAAUCGAAACAAGCGGCUAUUUCAAUUGGUACAGAUAUUGUUAAACAUUAUAUUGAAAAUAAUUUAGCCGAAAGAAGAUUAAAACGAGAACAAUUAAAAGAAAAUCAGUCACAAACACAAUCACAGAUGUCUGCUCUAACAAAAUCGCAAUCAUUUGAAGGACUAGCUUCAUUUUUGAAACCACAACCAGUCGUUGAUGAUCAGCAACCAAUCAAAAAUAUUCUUGAAACAACAAAUACGGCAAAUAGUUCUACAACUACAACAACAACAACAGCAGAUGUUCAGAAUAUUAUUGAUAAUACACAUGACGAUUCGGCUCAUCAACAAUUAUUAACAUGUGAUUUAUGUUCAAAAACCUUCUCCACAUUAACCAUAUUGAAAGUACACUAUGAACAAUGCCAUCAUAUUCAAUUAAGUUCAACAGCUAUUGAACAUUGGUUGUUUUUAUUACAAAAAUUACAUGAUUUAACAAAUCAGCAGACAACUAUUACAACUCAAUCAACAUCACCCAUUACACCGAUGGAUAUAAGUAGUGAAUCGUAUACUCUUACUCCUACAUCACCUACACCAAUCAGUAUUAUUGAUCAGACGUCUAAAUCACCAUUGAAACGGGAAUUAUCACAGACACCCAUUCUCAAUUCAUCUUCAACAACAACUAAUCAAAAUGCUGAUGAACAACAAGAAAGAAAAAAGUUACGAGGAAUGGGAGAUGAAAAUGCACAACAUUUAUUUGAUAGACAAAUGGCUGUAGCAGCUCAAGCAGCAAUUAAUAAUAUUUAUCCACCAUUAUUUGUACCACAAACAUCACAGCGUGAUUCAUCAACAUCUAAUUCAGGAACUACAGUAAUUACAACUCCUCUAACACCUUCUUACACUCACUCAUCUUCAACAGCUUCGACAGCAAAUAAACGUAUUCGUACUCGUAUAACAGAUGAUCAAUUGAAAAUACUUCGUCAACAUUUCAACAUAAAUAAUUCUCCAUCAGAUGAACAAGUGAUGUCAAUGUCAUCAAAAACGGGUCUUACAGCAAAAGUCGUCAAACAUUGGUUUCGUAAUACACUGUUUAAAGAGCGACAACGAAAUAAAGAUUCACCAUACAAUUUUAAUAAUCCUCCAGCACAAACGAAAAUUGAUCUCGAAGAAUAUCAUAAAACAGGUACAAUUGUAAAAAAAGAUCAAGAUAUUCAAGAACAAGACAUCUCACAAAAACACGAUGAACAGAUGCAUUCAGAAGUUAGUGAUGAUGAUUUAUCCUCGAUAAACGACGACGAUGAUGACGAUUCAUUGACAUACGAUAAUACUUCACUUUUGCCAACAGCUGAAAGUGAUAAUGAUGAACAAAUGCAACAGUCAUUAUCUAUGAAUUUGACAUCGCCAACAGUGAAAAAUUCUCAGCAACAACAGCAAGCUGUUUUGUGUGCGGCCGCCGCGGCUGCUGCAGCAGCUGCUCAAAAAAGAGCUAAUCGUACACGUUUUACAGAUUUUCAAUUGAAAUCAUUACAAGAAUCAUUUGAACAAAAUCCAUAUCCAAAAGACGAUGAUCUAGAAGUAUUGUCUGAAAGAUUGAAAUUGAAUUCAAGGGUUAUUGUUGUUUGGUUUCAAAAUGCAAGACAAAAAGCACGAAAAUCGUAUGAAAAUCAAUUUAAUACAUCUGGUUCUGCUGUAAUUUCAACAAACGAUCAAAGUUCAACAAUCAAAUUAGAACGUGAUGACGGUUAUACAUGUAAAUAUUGUCAAAAAUUAUUUCAACGUUUUGCUGAAUUAAUGAAACAUAUGAAACAAUGCAAUAAUACCACAUAUUCAUCAUCAUCUAGUACGAAUGUAGCUGACACAAAUAAUAAUAAUAAUAACAGUGAAGGAACACAAAAAAUAAAUAAGCAAAUAUCUCAAGCAACGAUUCUUCCAAAAACAAUCAAACCAAAAGAGAAACACAAUAUUGAAAUGAAAUCAUCUUCCACAUCUAUUCCAACCUCCAUAAUUUCGCCCAAAACUCCUUCGUUAUUAACUCAGUCAGUUCAAUCUCAACAAUUCGAUGUUUCUACACAUUCAUCGUCUGGUCGUCAUUCAUUUUCAAAUGUUAAGCGUGAAUCUGCAUUCCACUUUGACACCGAUAAAUCAUCUUCACGUUCCAAACAAUCAGUAUUGAAUUCUUCUCGUUCCACACCAACCACUAGUGCAACAACUGCAAUUAAAUCCGAACCAUCGGAUACGUCACCAUCACAGCAGUUUCUAAAAGCAACAUUAGAUCAACAAUUUCAAGAUCCAAUGACGGCGUCGUAUAACAUGUUUAUGGCUGCGGCUGCAGCCGCCGCCGCUGUACAAGCUCAACAAAAUGGUACAACAUCCUAUAAUCCAUUUAUACCUCAAUCGAUGUCAACCACAUCAUCAUCGGGUAAAGAAAAUUAUUGUGAUCAAUGUGAUAAAACAUUUUCAUCGUUGGCCGAAUUUCAAGAGCAUCAAAGUCUCCAUAUGGCCAUGUUAAAUGCUGCUACAUUCUUUCCUCUCUAUCAUCCAGCAGCAGCAGCUGCAGCGGCGGCAGCUGCAAUGUCAUUUGGAAAUUUUCCUGGAAGUUUUCCAGCUCCGCCACCACCUCCACAUCUACUUUUACCAUCGACAGCAUCUUCAUCGGUAUCUGAUACAUCAACGACUAAUGUUAUUACAACACCAACAACACCAGUACCUAAUUUAUCAGAAAAAACAUCAAAAUCGAGUGUGCGUGACCGUGAUCAACUGACACCACCUCUACAAUCGUCUUCAUCAAAACGUCGUUCAACUCCUACCGCAACAGCUAUUUCAUUUCCAACCAUCACUAAUUCAACAACAAGUCAUCAGUCAUCAAUGAGCGGUUGUGAUGAUGAUAGUGAUGUUGACGGUCAAGAUUCUCAUGAUUCAUCAUUAAAUCUAAAUUCAUCAAAUAAUGCCGCUAUGAACGGUAAUUCAAAACGAAAUCGUACAACUAUUCUACCUGAACAACAAGAUUAUCUGAUGCAAAAAUACCAGUUAGAGUCAAAUCCAAGUCGAAAAAUGUUAGAAGAAAUAUCAACCGAUGUUGGUUUGAAAAAGAGAGUUGUUCAGGUUUGGUUUCAAAAUACGCGAGCAAGAGAACGAAAAGGAACAAUAAAAACAGCUAUAUCAACAACAUCAUCGACAUCUAAUGUACAACAAUCACAAAUAAUUAAUAAACGAUGUCUCUAUUGUCCAUACACAUUUAAAUUACGAUCAACAUUAGAAAAUCAUUUGAUUCUAAAACAUCAGGAUCAACUAGGUAUUGAGCAACAACAUCGUGAUCAAAUAAAAUUUAUUGAUAUUGAUACGUUUCCUGAUGCAACACCAGCUUCGACUCCCACCCUAACUACACCUAAUCCCCCGAUGACAACAGUGACUACGGGUGGUAUAUUUGUACCUCCGUCAAUGAAUGAACAAGAAGAAAUUGAGGAUCAAGAGUCUGAUGAUAAUUUUGAAGAAGAUGAUGCAAUGUUACAAGGCGAAAAUAAUGCUGAUGAUGCACCAUUAGAUUUAACCAAACCAUUGGAUUUAGUUAAACAAAAGAAAACCGUAGUAAAGUCGUGUAUGAAUGAGAAAAAGCAGCAACAUCGAAAUGAUCUUAUGUCUUCAUAUACAAACAAUAUUAGUUUAACUACUAAUGAUGAAUUGACAAAUAAUUCUUUAGACUACUCCGAUAAUGAGUGUGGUACUCAAAGUGAUUAUGAUACAGAUACAGAUUUUGGUUCAAGUCAGUUUCAGUUGACCACUAGUCAUCCUGGUCAAUCAUUGUUGAAUAGUAAUAAAACGCCAUAUUCUUCAAAUUCUCAAUCAUGGAUGCAAAGACAAUCAUCAUCACAAACAAAUCUUUUAUUAUCACCUCAUGAUAAUGGUGGUUUACAUUCACCAACAGAUUCAACACAUAAUGGAAACGGGUCAAGUAAAGAUUCAAAUGGACAACGACGAUUUCGAACUCAGAUGACACCACUGCAGAUUAAAUUAAUGAAAGCCAUUUUUCUUGAAUAUAGAACGCCGACAAUGCCUGAAUGUGAAUUAUUAGGUCGUCAAAUCAAUUUACAAAAACGUGUAGUACAAGUAUGGUUUCAAAAUGCACGAGCAAAAGAAAAGAAAAAUCCAAAUUUUUUUAAAGCCGAUCUUGAUUUAACGUAUGAACGAUCACAAGACGAAUGUCGAUUAUGUUCAACAAAGUAUACACUAGCUCAUGCACAAAGAGAUCAUCUGUUUACUUCCGCUCAUAUUGAAAAUGUUCGAUCAUUACUAUGUAAACAAGUUCAAAAUUCUAAUUCCAGUUGUACAUCUCACUCACAUCCAUCAUCACAACAGUUACUCUCAUCUUCAAUGUCAUCUUCAUCUUCCACGACUAAUAACAACAACAAUAAUAAUAAUAAUCAUUCUGAACCGCUUCUCGAUGAUUCAACGUCAACUCUGACGACAUCGUCAUUAUUAAACGGUUUAUCUACAAAUAAAUCUCGUUCGUCAUCGUUAUUUAAUCUUGAGAAUAAUAUUAAUUCUACAUCGGAUAAUAAUCAUAUUGAUGAUCAUCGUAGUAGUAGUAGUAGUCAUUCUCGUUCUUUAAUAUCAGAUAUUAAAACAAAAGAAAAGAAAAAAUCGACAUCGAACAGUACUAAACCUACAACAAAAGAAAAUACAACAAAACCGAUAGAACAAUCGCCAACAACGCCUACCAUUGAUCAACAGCAACAACAGCUGAUGGCUGCAGCAGCAGCAGCGGGUCUAAUGGGAACAUCAAAUCCAUCAAUGUUAUCAUAUCUUAAUCUAAUGAUGCCACAUCUAAUGCCAAUGAGUAUCGAUCCUUAUAAUUUUUCAUUAGUUGAUCCAACAAUUCAUGGUACACAUAUAUUUAUGUUACAAUUACCCGCAGAAGCCAUUCAAAAUAUUAUGCACGCAAUAAAAGAGAAUCAGACUACCUCACAGUAUACACAAGAUGGGAAAACAAGGAACGAUUUGACAAGUCUCGAUCACAAAAUUAGUGACUAUGAAAUUAUCGAUGUUGGAUUUGCUUGUAGACAUUGUAAUUUUGUAUGGCCUUUAUAUGAACCAUGUCGCUGUCAUACUCUACUCUGUUCUCAAUUAAUGCCCAAUCAAUUACCACUUACAUUACAAACAAAACAAGAUACACAAAAAAUGUCUCGUUAUAUUCUAAAAAUUGAACAAUUACUCUAUCGUUGUACUGUAUGUCAUUCAUCAUAUCCGACCGUUGUCGAAUUUCAACAACAUACAAAAGAGACUAUUCAUCUUAAAAAUAUGCAAAAUUCACUCAAUAAUAAUAGUAAACGUCGAACAUCGUCAACUUAUUCAGAGAAUGAUUCAAAUAAACAUCAUCAAAAAAAAUUUAACCAGAUGAAGAAAUCAACUACUCAUAAUCAUCAUCAUCAACAACAACAAUCGAUGACAGUUACACCAACACCUUAA
Messenger RNA from Didymodactylos carnosus, 8635 nucleotides. Lineage: Eukaryota; Metazoa; Rotifera; Eurotatoria; Philodinida; Philodinidae. The record is from the annotation of a GenBank genome assembly.